Molecule: messenger RNA, 816 nt
Organism: Adineta ricciae
Lineage: Eukaryota; Metazoa; Rotifera; Eurotatoria; Adinetida; Adinetidae
Source: the annotation of a GenBank genome assembly
AUGGGUGACUAUCCAAAAGCAGUCUUAUACCAUCAGAGAACUCUUUCAAUUGGGCAACAUUCACUUCCUGCAAAUCAUCCUGUUUUAGCCACAUCCUACACCAAUAUUGGUAGUGUAUAUACUCAGACGGGUGAGUAUCCUAAAGCACUCAGAUAUUUUCAGAGCGCUCUUACAAUUCAACAGCAAUCGCUUCCUGUAAAUCAUCCUGAUCUAGCCACAUCUUUCAGCAACAUCGGUUUGAUAUAUAAGAAUAUGGGUGAUUAUCCAGAAGCACUCAAAUAUUUUGAGAAGGCACUUUUAGUUCAUCAACAAGCGUUUCCUGCAAACCAUCCUCAUCUAGCCACAUUCUACAAUAACAUUGGUAGUGUGUACAGUCAUACAGGUGAAUAUCAAAAAGCACUCGAGCAUUAUGAGAAAGCCCUUUCAGUCGACCAACAAUCACUUUCUGCAAAUCAUCCUCAUCUGGCCACGUCCUACAACAACAUCAGUUUGGUAUAUCAUCAUAUGAGUGACUAUCAAGAAGCACUUGAAUACUACGAGAAAGCUCUUUCAAUUCGACAACAGUCACUUCCUACAAAUCAUCCUGACUUGGCGGCCUCUUACCACAACAUCGGUGGUGUAUAUAGUGAUAUGCGUGACCAUCCAAAAGCACUCAAAUACUAUCACAAAGCUCUUUCAAUUUGGGAACAAUCACUUCCUGCAAAUCAUCCUCAUCUGGCUACAUCCUAUAUCAACAUCAGUGUCGUGUAUAAGAACAUGGGUGAUUAUACAAAAGCGCUCGAAUAUUGUCAUAAAUCUUUUUCGAUUCGACAGUAA